Culex pipiens pallens (northern house mosquito) is the source of this 1777-nucleotide messenger RNA. RefSeq names its product probable elongation factor 1-delta. The coding region runs from base 220 to 1560 and encodes 446 amino acids. Gene Ontology annotation, biological process: translational elongation. The record is from RefSeq and is a predicted model, not a curated record. Lineage: Eukaryota; Metazoa; Arthropoda; Insecta; Diptera; Culicidae. Gene Ontology annotation, cellular component: eukaryotic translation elongation factor 1 complex; cytosol. The transcript has 5 exons. Gene Ontology annotation, molecular function: guanyl-nucleotide exchange factor activity; translation elongation factor activity.
GCCAUCUCGUCACCACUGCGCGGCGCCAGAUCUUUCUCUCUGUUCCAACACGGCACGCGCGACCUCGUGUAUUUUCUGCCAGCUCUCCUCCAGCCUGGGCCACCGCCAGCGGAAAAAUCAGUGAUUUUUAUUGAUUUUUUACGUUCCGUGGACAAUCCGUCUCUCUGUCGUCAUACUUCCUGUUUGCUGCAGCUAAAAGCAAAGAUCAAUACAGAGAAAAUGGCUUCCCCACUGGCGUGCGAGAAAUACUGGGCGGACAAGGCCAACAUCGACGGGGCCGAGAAGAAAUACUACGAGUGCCUGGCCCAGCUUUCACUCAACGGGAACUCCAAACCCGUCGCCGCGGUCUGUCCGAAGGCUGCAACGCCGCAAAAGGCGCCCACUCAGGCCAAGCAGGAAAAGUCCCCUCCGGUUGCAGUCGCUCCCCAGCCGGAACCUGCCGCUGCCACCGCUGACCAAGCCAAGGUAAAGAAGGACAAAAAGCGAAACAAGAAAAACAAAAAGGACGCUUCCCAUUCGCCUGACUCGAGCGUUGCCGCUGCUGCUGCUACCCCGGUGGCGACACCUCCGGAGGAACCGGCCUCCGCCACCGCAAUCACCACUGCGGCCGGGGAACAAAACAAGAAGAAGGCCAAAAAGAACAAGAAGAACAACGCGAAGGCUGGCUCGCCGGAAGUGGUGGCCGCCGCCGCCGCCGGUUCCAUCCCAUCCCAAGCGACUAACACCAAGCAGUUACUAACCGACAGCAACAAGGUCCAGCAGGAGAAUGCCAAGAACCUGAAGGAGAAGGAAAAUCUGGCGCACAAGAUGUGCGACAACAUUACCGAGGAGUUGAGCAAGAUGGGUUCAUUCCCGGCACAGUGCACCCUAGCGUCGGAGAUCUCAAAGGCCAGACAGCACAUUAAGAAUUCCCUUGAGCGAAUGGACGGAAUUGCUGCCCUGGCCGCGAGUCCCGGUGCCGAGCUGUUGGACCGCCUGUCCACGAUCGAGAAGGAGAACGAAAAGAUGCGCACCGUCAUCGAUGGGCUGAACAACCUGGUGAUUGACCUGCACGCCCGCAUCAAGACCCUGGAAGCGGGUGGCGCCAAACCAGCCCCAGCUGCCGCCGCCAAGUCUGCACCUGCCCCAGCGAAGAAGGCCGCCACCGCACCUGCCCCUGCCGCCGACGAUGACGAUGACGACGUGGAUCUGUUCGGCUCGGAAGACGAGGACGAGGACAAGGCCGCUGCCGAGUUGCGCGAGAAGCGUCUGGCCGAGUACGCCGCCAAAAAGUCCAAGAAACCUGCCCUGAUUGCCAAGUCGAACGUCAUCCUGGACAUUAAGCCGUGGGACGACGAAACCGACAUGAAGCAGAUGGAGCUGGAGGUGCGCAAGAUCACCAUGGACGGUCUGCUGCUGGGCGCGUCCAAGCUGGUCCCGCUCGCGUACGGAAUCCACAAGCUGCAGAUGUCCUGCGUCAUCGAGGACGACAAGGUCUCCGUUGACGAGCUGCAGGAAAAGAUCGAACUGAUCGAGGACUACGUCCAGAGCGUGGACAUUGCCGCGUUCAACAAGAUCUAAGUCAGCCAGCCCGAAAGCAAACACAAAACAACAAAAUGCUCGUAUCAACAGUUUCCUUUCAAAUUGAAAGUUUUUUAAUAACCUAACACACUACAACAUCCACACAAAACAAACUUAACAAACAACUACAACAUUGUAAUCUUGAAAGACUAAGCAAAAACAAAAUUCGUACAUGUUCAAAAUGAGACAAACAAAAAAUAUGGAAUUUAUGAACUCA